Aethalodelphis obliquidens (Pacific white-sided dolphin) is the source of this 4882-nucleotide messenger RNA. RefSeq names its product synaptopodin 2 (gene SYNPO2). Gene Ontology annotation, molecular function: actin binding. The transcript is spliced from 5 exons. NCBI's taxonomy places the organism in Eukaryota, Metazoa, Chordata, Mammalia, Artiodactyla, Delphinidae. The coding region runs from base 316 to 4098 and encodes 1260 amino acids. Gene Ontology annotation, cellular component: nucleus; stress fiber; Z disc. The record is from RefSeq and is a predicted model, not a curated record. Gene Ontology annotation, biological process: positive regulation of actin filament bundle assembly.
CUUGCCCCAAAUGGGGGACAUUCUCCUCUGUGUGAGGCUCUUUCCGUUCCUGAAGGUGGGCUGAGCAAAGGAGCGUGACGCAAGAGUGGGCUGUGCGCUUGAUGCCUCCAGCGCCUCUGCCGCCUUGUGAAGGAUCCCAUUAGCAGCGCAAAUUCGAAGCGGCGGCCGGGGCAGCAGCGGCUGCUACGGCGGAGGCUCUGCGCGCCUCAGUCCUGCCUCCCUAGCGGGAGCCCGAAGCUCACGGCUUAGCCUCAACCGCACCCAGGCUUCGUCUGUCUUUUCAAGCUCUUCAUGUUACCCAGCUAAAAGAAGAAAAUGGGCACCGGGGAUUUUAUCUGCAUUUCCAUGACCGGAGGGGCGCCCUGGGGGUUCAGACUGCAAGGUGGCAAGGAGCAGCAGCAGCCCUUACAAGUUGCUAAGAUCCGAAGCCAGAGCAAAGCCUCCGGGUCUGGGCUCUGUGAGGGGGAUGAAGUGGUUUCUAUCAAUGGCAGUCCUUGUGCAGACCUCACCCACCCAGAAGUCGUCAAGCUCAUGGAGAGCAUAACAGACUCUCUCCAAAUGCUCGUCAAAAGACCAUCCAGUGGAAUAAGUGAGACUUUGAACUCUGAAACUGAAAACAAAAACCACGAGCGUCUCAUCCAUGAAGGGUACGUGGAAAGUACCACCCUACAGAUUCGACCAGCCACAAAGAGCCAGUACAGGGAGUUCUACAUUGCCCAGGUCAAGAGUGGAGCUCCCCUAGCUGAGGACCAAGCAAGUGGUGCUGGUUUUUCUGGGAGCAUAAAAGAAGAAACAGGCCUGGCUCCUCACACGUAUGACUCUAAAAGUGGACGCUUACCAGAAGAGGUUAUCUUAAGGGAGAAGGCAGAAGCGGGGCAGCCAGGCACCGUGGUUGAGCUACAACUGUCCCUUUCACAAGAGAGACACAAGCGCACUAGUGCCCCUGUAGUGGCUCUCCUGGGAACUGAAAAAUCUAAGCCUCCUGACCAAGAUCCUAAUUUACAGCAUGAUGGGAUCGUCCACAUAAAUUCUGUCCCCACUAAUGAGAAAGGGGAGUCUUGUCUGAGGUCCAGCAAGAUAAUCCAGAUCUCCAGUGGCCAAGAGUUGAGAGUGAUCCAGGGAAGUGAAGCAGGAGACACCGGGCUGCCCCGAGUGGAAGUGAUCUUCGACUGCUCUGAUAGGCAGAAGACGGAAGGGAGCAGGCUUCAGGCAGGAAAGGGGUGUGUGGAUUCUCCAGUGGAAGGAGGGCAGUCAGAAGCACCUCCUUCUCUGGUAUCCUUUGCAGUCUCAUCAGAAGGCACAGAGCAGGGAGAAGAUCCACGCUCAGAAAGGGAUCACAGCAGACCUCACAAGCACAGAGCACGCCACGCACGGCUCAGGAGGAGUGAAAGCCAAUCAGAAAAGCAGGUGAAAGAAGCAAAAUCUAAAUGCAAAAGCAUUGCGCUCCUUCUGACAGAUGCCCCCAACCCCAACUCCAAGGGGGUGUUGAUGUUUAAGAAGCGCCGUCGGAGGGCCAGGAAAUACACCCUAGUCAGUUACGGGACUGGUGAACUUGAUCGAGAGGCAGAGGAGGAGGAGGAAGAAGGCGACAAAGAGGAUACAUGUGAAGUAGCAUUUCUGGGUGCAAGCGAAUCCGAGGUGGAGGAAGAGUUGUUGUCUGACACUGACGACAACACACAAGUUGUGAACUUUGACUGGGAUUCUGGACUAGUGGACAUUGAAAAGAAACUGAGCAGAGGGGACAAGAUGGAGAUGUUGCCAGACACCACAGGCAAGGGGGCCCUCAUGUUUGCUAAGAGGAGGGAGAGAAUGGAUCAGAUCACAGCCCAAAAAGAGGAGGAGAGGGUGAGUGGAAUGCCAAGCAGAGAACCAGAUGCUGCCCAGAUGGAUGGCCUGAGAACCAUGAUAUCUUACCAUAGGAAGGAAGAAGAAUCGGUGAGAGUGCAGAGAUCUGCGAGCAAAAGCUACAUCGAGGUGAGCCGUGGCCUUGGCCAUGUGCCCCAACAGAAUGGCUUCACUGGCUUGUCCGAGACAGCAGAGGCUCAGAGGAUGAUCCCUAUGAAUAGAACGGCCAAACCCUUCCCGGGGUCCGUGAACCAGCCAGCAACCCCCUUCUCUCCAACGCGAAACAUGACCAGUCCCAUUGCUGACUUUCCUGCGCCUCCACCUUAUUCUGCAGUCACACCCCCACCUGAAACCUUUUCCAGAGCAGUGUCAAGUCCGACAGCUGGCCCAGCACAGCUCCCUCCGUGGCCCCAGCCUGGCCCAUGGUCCCAGCCAGCCUUUUACGAUUCAUCUGAACAAAUAGCUUCCCGGGAUGAAAGGAUCGCGGUGCCAGCAAAAAGAACAGGAAUAUUGCAGGAGGCCAAAAGGAGAAGCACGACAAAACCCAUGUUCACUUUUAAAGAGCCCAAAGUAAGCCCAAAUCCUGAACUCUUGUCACUUCUUCAAAAUUCGGAAGGCAAAAAGGGCACUGGGGCAGGAGGAGAUUCCGGACCAGAAGAAGACUACCUCAGUUUAGGAGCAGAGGCUUGUAAUUUCAUGCAAAGCCCCACUGCAAAACAAAAGACCCCACCUCCUGUCGCUCCAAAGCCUUCUGUCAAGUCCUCAUCCUCCCAACCAGUAACUCCAGUUUCUCCAGUCUGGUCGCCAGGAGUGGCUCCAGCCCAACCUCCUGCCUUCCCCACAUCCAACCCAUCACAUGGCACCGUUGUUUCCUCCAUCAAAAUAGCGCAGCCUUCUUACCCUACUGCCCGGCCUGCUAGUGCUCUGAGCCUGGCUGGUCCCUUCAAAGGACCACAAGCAUCGGUAGCCAGUCUGAACUACACUCCCAAACCAUCAGCUCCCACACCAAUGGUAAACACUGCUCAUACUGGCGCAAUGGGACCAUCCAAUGAGCUUCCAGGAAUGAGUGGGAAAGGAGCCCAGCUCUUUGCUAAAAGGCAGUCGAGGAUGAAAAAGUACGUGGUAGAUUCAGACACCGUGCAGGCCCAUGCUGCCCGUGCUCAGUCUCCCACUCCAUCUCUCCCGGCCGGCUGGAAGUACUCCUCCAAUGUCCGAGCACCUCCUCCUGUGGCCUACAAUCCCAUCCACUCCCCCUCCUACCCACUGGCUGCUGUCAAGUCCCAGCCAUCAGCCCCACAGGCCUCCAAAACAAGCAAGAAAAAGGGCAAGAAACCCCUUAAUGCUUUGGAUGUCAUGAAGCACCAACCUUAUCAGUUAAAUGCAUCCUUGUUUACUUUCCAACCUCCAGAUGCAAAGGAUGGCCUCCCUGCAAAGUCAUCAGUCAAGGUCAGUUCACUGCCAGCCAUGAAGCAAGCUAUUCCUCCUCGGCCAGUGAAUGCUGGCUCGCCCACUAAUGUGCAGGCCUCGUCUGUGUACUCAGUGCCAGCCUAUAGCUCUCAGCCUUCCUUCUUUGCUGAGGCCACCUCACCAGUAAGCGCCUCCCCAGUGCCCGUGGCCAUUCCCACCUCUCCAAAGCAAGAAUCAGCCUCGACAUCUUACUUUGUGGCACCAAGGCCGAAGUUCUCAGCAAAGAAAAGUGGUGUCACAGUUCAGAGUGGACGCUCUCUUUCUCUUCCUGGAAGACCAGUCCCACCCACCAUCUCUACAACAUCUCCUUGGGUAUACCAGCCUGCUUAUAGCUACUCUAGCAAACCAACUGAUGGGCUAGAGGAAGCAAACAAGAGACUAACUCCUGGGGAAGCAGCAGCCAAGUCUUCUUUUGGUUUACUGGAUGAUGCCUUCAGACCCAGAAACAUUCAGGAAUCCAUUAUGGCAAAUGUGGUCUCAGCAGCUCGGAGGAAGGUGCUUCCAGGGCCGUCUGAGGAUUGGAAUGAAAGACUGUCCUAUGUCCCUCAAACCCAGAAGGCCAAUAUGGGCUCAUUUGGAAGGCAAGAGUAUAAUGUUGCAUUCCUACCCAAUAAUAGUAUGCCCACCAACUCCCAACAUGAUUCACAGGUACCAUAUGCAUAUUAUAGGCAGCCUUCCAGAAAUGAUUCUGAAAUAAUGUCCAUGGAGACCAGGUCUGAUUACUGUGUUUCAGUAACCAAUUGCAACUAUAACCCACACCCUAGGGGAUGGAGACGCCAAACAUGAAAGUUAGAAGAACUGAUCAUGUGCCACUUAUAAUUUUUUUUUAAUGUUUCUUUGCAGUGGUUUUGACUUUUCCAACAGAUUUAGAUUCACUUUUGAUCUUGGCUUGUUCUCAUAGGUCAUUUAUCUGAGUUUGUGUGUGUGUGUGUGUGUGUGUGUGUGUGUAUAUGCACAUGUGAGUGUGAAUCACUUCCUUCUCUGCAGAUGCAUAGAGAAUUUCUUCGAAGAAAAAUUCAUUUUCUGUGCUGAUGGCACUUAUACGUAAUUCAUAAUCUUAAUUCCAUUCUUUUCAUUAAUAUGGAGUAGUCUAGGCAACUAAACUCUCUCAAUUAAAAUGAAAUUUAAGUAUUUUCUUGUAUGUGCCUUAGUCUAGGAUGGAAUUAAUGAAAUAUGGUAUGCUAAUUGUCAUUAGCAGUAACAGCAAGAAUAUAUAACAUUGGAGAAUUUUUCAAUGGGGAUAUGACAAUGAAUAAUAAUUACAUAAAAAGGAUUUCCUUGGUGGUAUUUUAAGCAUUUCUCUGAAAUAUAUUUUAAAAUCUGAUAAAAUUUGGUUUUUGGAAUUGAAAUAUAGAUGUUCUCAGAAAGAAAUAAAUAUUUGAGAGUAAGACAAUUAUACAUUUCAGAUGGAUUUUUGAGAUAAAUGGCGUAAUAUGUGGGGAAUAGAAAGAUUUAGGUACAGGAUUUACUUUUUUUUUUUUUUUUUUUUUUUGCGGUACGCAGGCCUCUCAGCGGCCACGGCUCACGGGCCCGGCCGCUCCGCGGCAUGUGGGAUCCUCCCGGACCGGGG